Molecule: messenger RNA, 327 nt
Organism: Musca vetustissima
Lineage: Eukaryota; Metazoa; Arthropoda; Insecta; Diptera; Muscidae
Product: large ribosomal subunit protein uL1-like
Exons: 1
Coding region: 1-327 (108 amino acids)
Source: RefSeq, a predicted model, not a curated record
AUGUGCCAAAAAAGACGCAAAGGUGUAUACAGAAAAUGUUUGUUGGGUCCCGGUUCGAACAAGGCUGACAAGUUCCCUGGUCUCUUGUCUCAUCAACAAUACAUGACGACCAAGAUCGAAGAAGUCAAAUCGACCAUUAAGUUCCAAAUGAAGAAAGUCUUGUGCUUGUCUGUUGCCGUUGGUCAUGGCAACAUGGAACCCGAUGAGAUGGUCCAAAACACCCAUUUGUCCAUCAAUUUCUUGGUUUCUUUGUUGAAGAAGAACUGGCCAAACGUUCGUUCUUUGAACAUCAAGUCAUCCAUGGGUCCCCCACAACGUUUGUACUAA